Molecule: messenger RNA, 2273 nt
Organism: Colletotrichum acutatum
Lineage: Eukaryota; Fungi; Ascomycota; Sordariomycetes; Glomerellales; Glomerellaceae
Product: sporulation-specific protein
Exons: 6
Coding region: 294-1895 (533 amino acids)
Cellular component (GO): ribonucleoprotein complex; nucleus; cytosol
Molecular function (GO): poly(U) RNA binding; poly(A) binding; mRNA 3'-UTR binding
Source: RefSeq, a predicted model, not a curated record
UCCUGUUUUGCCAGUCUGUCCACAUUCAGGAAGAUUUCCCACCACUAUUCAUCACAAAUCGUUAUCUACGUAAACUUCAUUCGCUGACCAUAACACAGUCCCAAUUCGCGGCAAUACCGAUCCAACUCUUCUUUUCAACCCUUGGAACCCACUGACAUCGUUCCUGUAAGUACGAUAUCGCGUCCUCCCAAAACGCGGACUUCGCGUCGACUUCCCAGCAUGGCACUCGCCCCAGUGCCUUGCGGCUGCUUCUUGACACAGACGAAAGUUCUUGACACCCUUCUGACUGAUUAAUGCUCAAGACUUCGGACUUGACUAUGUCUUAUCAGACCCACACCAUGGAUCCCAAGCACUCCGUCGCCUAUGCUGGACCCGGCAAUCACGCCAGCCAGUUCCCUGAGAACCAGAUGCCCAACAUGAUGGGCAGCGUUGACGCCUUGAACGGUGCUAUCGGUCAGUUUCAGAACAUGACCUUGGGCAACGGCAUGUCCCACAAUGUUGGCGGUAUGGGACAGAUGGCUACCGGCCAUCCGUACAUGAUUCCCCAGGACUACAUUCUGGCUCCUCAUCUGCCUUCUGCUCUGGGUAUGGACCACCUCUCUCAGGGUUCGUACGGACCGAGUGGCUACUUGGCUGCGCCUGGACAGUUCAGUCCCUACGUCCCCUACCCCAUGAUUCCCUUCACCCCCGGUCGCGCUGUGAGUGGCAACUCGGCUCUCCAGGACCGCACCAACCGCGGUCACAACGACGUGCCAGGUCUUGAGAAUCGUCGUCACAGUGGUGGUUCUUACACGACCACCGAAUCUGCUCCUACGACUCCAUUCUACAGCGGCGCCGGCAAGAAUGACAAGGGCCCCCGCGUGGCUGCUCUCGAUCGUUCAACCUACACCACGCCUUCUCCCCAGCAGCUUGUCGGCGGCAACAUUUUUGUUGAACCUGCUGCCAAGCACGGUGUCAUCACGAUCCCGGUCGACCGCAACUUGGAGGAGAUCCUCAAGCAGGACCCUCCUGUCCCCAAGGCCGUUCCUGCCGUCUUCACCCCUGCCACCCAGAUGAAGACCCUGGAUCAGAGUUUGGAGAAUAGGAUCCCGGGCAACCGCAAUGUUUACAUUCGCGGUCUUCAUCCGACCACUGAUGAUGAGCUCUUGUACCGCUUCGCUUCCCGUUUUGGCGAGGUGGAGACGUCCAAGGCCAUCAUUGACACGUCCACUGGUGCUUGCAAAGGGUUUGGCUUUGCCAAGUUCUUCGACGUCCGCGACUCGGAGAUGUGCAUCCGGGGCUUCCAUCGUCUCGGAUACGAGGUCGGCUUUGCUCGCGAAUCUUUCAACUCUCGCCUCAAGGCCGAGGGCGAUGAGGGUUCAACCAAUCUAUACAUCUCCAAUCUCCCCAAGAGCCUGACGGAGAAUGACCUCGGCGAUAUCUUCAGAGGCUACCACAUCAUGUCGUCCAAGAUCCUGCGUGAUAGCAUGGGCAACAGCCGUGGUGUUGGCUUCGCUCGUUUCGAAUCCCGCGAUGUUUGUGAUGCCGUCAUUAAGCAGUUCAACGGCAUCCCCAUCGGCGAGGAGGGCAUGGUGAUGAACAUUCGCUAUGCCGACACUGCUGGUCAGAAGGAACUCAAGCGGGUCACUGCCGAGCGCCGCCAGUUCCGUACCAACGAGUACAACAUCGGCGCCUACGGCACUCCCCUGGUUGGCAUCCAGCCCAACAUGUACAAUCAGCCGGCCUGGAAGCGUGCUCUGCAUUCCACACCGAACAGCUACGCCCCUCGUUCCAUGACUGGCGGUCUUGAUCGGAUGGGCAAGGGGGUCAAGUCUGAUGACUACCAGGCGGGCACUGUUCAGGGAAAUACCCAGUACGGUGACCAUUCUCGCCAUUGGAGCAUUCUUCUUGACUAACCUGCUUGUUCAGAUCACCCGCGGAGACCACCGUUGCCGAGAUCUCGUCCGACGACAGCGACGAAGGCGUGACUAUCCACGCUGACUCGGCCACGCCCGUCAUUGUCAGCACCCAGUCGUCCCCGAUUUGCAAGAAGGAGAAAAAGUAAAUUUGAGUUGUGAGGGAAUAGGAGCGUCAGCGUAUUUUCCGGGUGCAUCAUUCCUCGUCUUGUUCCGCAGAUUUCGGAGUUUCUGCGUUUCAUCACACAUGGCAGUAUGGUUUUGAUCAGGGAACAUAUUAUGCUCUGAGGUAGCUCAUACUCUUGAUGCGUUCUGUAUGAAAGGCGCCAGCUAUUAGUUCUUGUACCUUAGUUUUUGGGAGGCAGAUCAAAAUCGGGA